UCACAUUUCGUUCAGAAUCCUCAAAAUGCCGUUCAAAGCAGCUUCCUUUCUGUUGGUGGUAGCAGUAGCUCUGGUGUUGUUCAGCGCAGAGAGCAAAGCUGCUUGUGGAGAUCCGGUUCUCAACAAAUCAACCCCUAAGAUCAAGCGGUACUUCAUCUACAACGACAAACUGGUUACCUUCUUAGAGGCCUGGCAUCAGUGCCGAUCGCACGGACUCCAGUUGGCCACGGUCAAGAGUGCCGAGGAUGAUGCGAAACUGAAGUUGGCGUUUGCUGCGAACAACUUCAAUCAGAGAGCAACCUAUUGGAUCGCCGGAACGGAUCUCGGAAAAAAUGGAAGCUAUGUGUGGAUCACUGAUGACACGCCGAUCAGCUAUACAAACUUUCUUCCUGGUCAACCGGACAACUACGGAGAAGUUGAGCACUGCUUGUUAGUGGGAUGGGGAGGGUUAAGAUCUACCCAAUGGAACGAUGGAAAUUGUGAAGUCCCGUUAAGAUACGUUUGUGAGCUAGAAACUUGUGAUUGUUGAAAAGUUGGUACGAUCAUGUGCUUUUAUAUAAAAAUUUGUGGUGUGAAAGAAUCAGUUCGGUUGCAAUACAAUCGAGUAAAUAUGCAGAAAUAAAACGAUUUUUCUUGAUAUUCUCUUGAAA
Messenger RNA from Culex pipiens pallens (northern house mosquito), 650 nucleotides. RefSeq names its product perlucin-like. Gene Ontology annotation, molecular function: carbohydrate binding. Gene Ontology annotation, cellular component: external side of plasma membrane. Bases 26 to 529 code for a protein of 167 amino acids. The record is from RefSeq and is a predicted model, not a curated record. Gene Ontology annotation, biological process: biological process involved in interspecies interaction between organisms. The transcript has a single exon. Lineage: Eukaryota; Metazoa; Arthropoda; Insecta; Diptera; Culicidae.